AUGUCGACGGAGAUUCCAAAUGUGUCGGCAUCGGCGGCUGCUGCCGAAGAAGAGAAAGCGGUGCUUCUGUAUGAGCCACUGCUUCAAUAUCAACAGCAGCAGCAGCAGCAGCUGCAACCGUCGCAGUUUAAUAAUACUUCGCAAGUCGCAAUUGUUGGCUCCAAUCUUUGCCCCAUCGAAAGCCUCGACUAUGAGGUUUUGGAAAAUGAUCUUUUCAAGCAAGAUUGGAAGAUCCAGAAAUUUCAAUACACUUUCACAAAAUGGAUGCUGUGUUUUCUUAUUGGACUUGUUGUCAGCAUCAUUGGGUUCUUCAACAACCUUGCCAUUGAAAACAUUGCUGGCACAAAAUUCGUUAUCACCUCCAACAUGAUGUUAGCCAGAAAUCUGAUAACUGCUCUAAUAGCGCCAGAGGCUGCUGGUUCGGGCAUACCAGAGGUUAAGGCUUACCUGAAUGGUGUCGACGCACCAGCAAUAUUUUCUCUGCGAACUCUUUUUGUCAAGAUUGUUGGUAGCAUAUCCGCUGUGUCAGCAUCUCUUAAGAUUGGAAAGGCAGGGCCAAUGGUCCAUACUGGUGCCUGCAUAGCUGCGAUAAUGGGUCAGGGAGGGUCAAAGAAAUAUGGGUUGAACUGGAAGUGGUUGCAAGUUUUUGAAAAUGAUCGAGACAGGCGAGAUCUUGUAACGUGUGGAUCAGCUGCAGGAAUUACUGCUGCUUUCCGUGCUCCUGUUGGUGGUGUGUUGUUUGCUCUUGAGGAAAUGGCAUCUUGGUGGAGAAGUGCUCUUCUGUGGAGAGUUUACUUCACUACUGCCGUUGUUGCAAUUGUCCUUCGGGCCCUUAUAGAUGUUUGUUUGAGAGGCAAAUGCGGACUAUUUGGUAAAGGAGGUCUGAUUAUGUAUGAUGUCACCUCAGCAAACAUAUCUUAUCACCUCAGGGAUGUGCCUCCUGUUCUCGUUCUUGGAGUCAUAGGGGGCAUAUUAGGAAGUAUCUACAAUUUUCUACUAAAUAAGGUUCUCCGACUUUAUAAUUUUAUUUACAAAAAAGGAAUCUUUUACAAGAUAAUUUUGGCUUGCUGUAUCUCCAUUUUCACUUCCUGUCUUCUAUUUGGAUUACCAUGGCUUGCGUCUUGCCGUUCUUGUCCAUCAGAUACAUCAGAGCCUUGUCCAACAAUUGGCCGGUCUGGUAAUUACAAGAAAUUUCAGUGCCCUCCUGGUCAUUAUAACGAUCUUGCAAGUCUCUUUUUCAACACGAAUGACGAUGCAAUCAAGAACCUCUUCAGCAAAGACACCGACUCAGAGUUCCAUCGCUUAUCAAUGCUAAUUUUCUUUGUUACGUGCUUUGUCCUCAGCAUUUUUAGUUAUGGAAUUGUGGCUCCUGCGGGUCUCUUUGUGCCAGUUAUUGUGACAGGUGCAGCUUAUGGACGUUUUAUUGGGAUGAUAAUUGGUUCACACUCGAACUUAAACCAUGGCCUCUUUGCUGUUCUGGGUUCAGCUGCUCUUCUUGGGGGAUCUAUGAGGAUGACAGUUUCCUUGGGUGUGAUAAUUCUUGAGCUGACCAACAAUCUAUUGUUGCUGCCACUUAUAAUGCUUGUUCUUCUUAUCUCCAAGACUGUAGCCGAUGCAUUUAAUGGAAAUAUAUAUGACCUCAUAAUGAAAUCAAAGGGUUUUCCUUAUUUAGAAACUCAUGCAGAGCCAUAUAUGAGGCAAUUGACAGUUUGUGAUGUGGUUACAGGGCCACUACAGAUCUUCCAUGGCAUUGAGAAGGUUGGAAAUAUAGUACAUGUUCUCAAAACCACGGGACAUAAUGGGUUCCCGGUGGUAGAUGAGCCCCCGCUUUCUGAGUCCCCAAUUCUAUUUGGUUUAAUCCUGCGAGCCCAUCUUAUCACAUUGUUAAAGAAGAAAGCUUUCUUGCAAACUCCGGCACCAAUUGGCCCUGAUGCCUUUUUACAGUUUUCCUCUAAUGAUUUUGCCAAGAAGGGUUUGGGUAAUGGUGAUAAAAUUGAAGAUAUAGAAUUGUCAAAUGAAGAGAUGGAAAUGUUCAUAGAUUUGCAUCCUUUCACCAAUGCAACACCAUACACCGUUGUAGAGACAAUGUCUCUAGCAAAGGCCCUCAUACUUUUCCGAGAAGUUGGCUUAAGGCACCUGUUGGUUGUUCCCAAGGUUUCUGGGCGAAUUCCCGUUGUGGGCUUAUUGACAAGGCACGAUUUCAUGCCAGAACAUAUCCUGAAUUUGCAUCCCUCGUUGGCACGAGGCAGGUGGAAAAGGUUAAGGUUCCAGUUUCCUCGUUUGGGCAGACUUAUUAGAGGGUUAUGGUAG
Messenger RNA from Fraxinus pennsylvanica, 2310 nucleotides. Lineage: Eukaryota; Viridiplantae; Streptophyta; Magnoliopsida; Lamiales; Oleaceae. The record is from the annotation of a GenBank genome assembly.